CACUGAUGCGCACUGAUAGGCAGCACGAACUGGCACUGAUAGGCGGCACGGAUUGGCAGCACUGAUAGGUGGCGCUGACUGGCAAUGAUAGGUGGCACUGACUGGCACUGAUGGGUGACACUGAAAGGCAGCUCAGAUGGGCACUGAUGUGGCACUGAUGGGCACUGGCACGAGGCACUGACAUAAGGCACUGAUGGACACUGACAGGUGGCACUGCUGGGGCUACACUUAUCAUCAGGGCACAAUAAUCAUCAGUGCCCUGAUGAUCACUGAUCACAUGACCGAGCCGACAUCUUCGGCUCUUUCCGUGAUCGGUGAUCCGCUGUGUCUGAGGGACACAGCA
This is a messenger RNA of Staurois parvus, 343 nucleotides long. Lineage: Eukaryota; Metazoa; Chordata; Amphibia; Anura; Ranidae. The record is from the annotation of a GenBank genome assembly.